Messenger RNA from Penicillium lagena, 822 nucleotides. RefSeq names its product putative transcription initiation factor TFIID subunit 13. Gene Ontology annotation, molecular function: protein heterodimerization activity. Gene Ontology annotation, biological process: transcription by RNA polymerase II; RNA polymerase II preinitiation complex assembly. Gene Ontology annotation, cellular component: transcription factor TFIID complex. The record is from RefSeq and is a predicted model, not a curated record. NCBI's taxonomy places the organism in Eukaryota, Fungi, Ascomycota, Eurotiomycetes, Eurotiales, Aspergillaceae. Bases 1 to 822 code for a protein of 273 amino acids. The transcript has 2 exons.
AUGUCCGCCUCCAGACGCACGGGCCACCCGGCCCUUCGCCGGCCAUUGAGCAGCAACCGACCGCCUGCAUCCAUCCUCACUCCCUCUAUCUCUCCAGGACAUGUUGCCAACCGGCCUGCGAAUCUCUGGCUGUCUACUCCUCAAGAACUAGUGCUGCUACGUGCCGGAUACGCCCCUGCCUACACGUCCAAGACUCAGAACGACGACGAUCCCAACACUGCUGCGUCCACUUCGUCCAGGUCUAAGAAAAAGAAGGAUCCCAAGACACCCGGCAAGAUGGCGGAGCCUCGUGCUCGUGCCGCGAGGCAUAAGGGCCAGAUGAAUUUCUCCUCUGAGCUACGCCUCCUCCUCCUCGCCUACGGCGACCCCAGCCCCCACCCGUCCUACCCAACAGAGCCCCUCCCCGAAACAGUCCGCGUGCUCGACGAAAUAGUCACAGACUUCAUCCUCGAAGUCUGCCACGGCGCUGCGCAGGCAGCGCACCACGCGCGCCGACAGAAGAUCAAAGUUGACGAUUUCCGGUUCGCAUUGCGCCGCGAUCCCAACAAGCUUGGUCGUGUGCAGGAGCUGUUGCGGAUGGAGCGCGAGUUGAAGGAGGCGCGGAAGGCGUUUGAUCAGAAUGAUGACCAGGUUGCUAAGGGAGCGGCUGGUAAGAAAGGCGCUGAUUUGGUGGCGGCGGAGGAUCUGGAUGCCCCUGCUGGUGCUGGGGCGGAGGGGCCGGGGAAGAAGGGGAAGGGGAAGGGGAAGAGGGCUGCUGCUGCACGGAGGGGGUCGGAUGCUACUGAGGAGUCGGUUUCGAAGAAGAGAAAGACCCUUCCUUGA